This is a messenger RNA of Aedes albopictus (Asian tiger mosquito), 5129 nucleotides long. RefSeq names its product phospholipid-transporting ATPase ABCA3. Gene Ontology annotation, biological process: lipid transport; transmembrane transport. The coding region runs from base 124 to 5037 and encodes 1637 amino acids. Lineage: Eukaryota; Metazoa; Arthropoda; Insecta; Diptera; Culicidae. Gene Ontology annotation, molecular function: ABC-type transporter activity; lipid carrier activity; ATP binding. The record is from RefSeq and is a predicted model, not a curated record. The transcript has 10 exons. Gene Ontology annotation, cellular component: membrane; intracellular membrane-bounded organelle.
AUCAACCGAUAAUGACUCACUUUUUCCAUGAAGCAGUUCAACGCAAUUCACCGACAAGGUGAAGGUAACAACGUCGACGACGGUAACGACCGUUGAAACGGGAAACUCGACCCCAAUAUCGCAAUGACGUCCAACGGGCAAAAGUUCCUCCUGCUUCUGGAGAAAAACUGGAUCAUCCAGAAGCGACACUAUCUGCAGACGCUUUUCGAAAUUCUCAUUCCGGUACUGUGCUGUUCGAUUUUGCUGCUAGUUCGCGGUCUUGUGGAUCCUGAAUACGUCGAAAAGACCACUGUUUUCGAUCCUUUACCUACGGAUUCUAUCAUCAAUCGGUUUCCAGUUAUCAAUGGCGAACGAGUUGAUCACCGGCUGGCCUACUCCCCGCAGAAUGUUCUACUGGACCGUAUUAUGGCCGAUGUCUCUGAAGCGUUGAACAUAUCAGUAGUCGGUUACCCGAAUGCUCAGACCAUGGAGUCCACCCUCAUGGGCCAAAACCUGCUGGCUGGUGUUGAGUUCGGUGAUUCCCUAUCGGACGCAACCAGCCUUCCGGAAAAGCUCAGCUUCGCGUUACGAUUCCCGGCUGAGCUCCGAUACUCCGCCGGACUGCUAUCGGACUGGGAAACUCGCCUGCUCAUGGUGCCGUUCACGCCUCGUCUACGCAAUCCCUACUCGGAUGACGGAGGAGCUCCCAGCUACUACAACGAGAACUUCCUCUCGGUUCAGACGGCAGUUUCCAAAGCCAUCAUCCGGGAGCGUAGUCCCGCCGCCGAUAUGCCCCAGGUGUUCAUUCAGCGCUUCCCUUAUCCGCCGUACUACGAUGACCCGAUCCUGCAAGCCAUGGAGCAACUGCUGUCCACGGUUAUCCUGUUGUCAUUUUUCUACACCUGUAUCGUAAUGGUGAAGCACAUUGCCAUCGAGAAGGAACGGCAGCUCAAGGAAGCGAUGAAGAUCAUGGGCCUGCCGAACUGGCUGCACUGGGCAGCGUGGUUCGUCAAAAACAUUUUACUGCUGGUGAUUGCCAUAUCGCUGAUUACGUUGCUGCUUUGUGUCUCUAUCAACGGCACCGCCAUUCUGGAGUACUCGGACUGGACUGCAGUAUGGUUCUUCCUGUUCGUCUACAGCAUCGCUAUCAUCUGCUUCUGUUUCAUGAUGAGCGUCUUCUUCAACAAAGCCAACAUCGCAUCCGGCAUAGCAGGUCUGAUGUGGUUCGUGUUCGUGAUGCCGUACAACGUGACUGCGCAGAACUACGAUGGAAUGAGCACCGGCAGUAAGGUCGGGUUGAGUUUGUUCUUCAACAGUGCGAUGUCGUUUGCGAUGACGAGUACCCUUCGCAUGGAAGCCAACCAGGUGGGACUGCGGUGGAGCAGCUUGUUCACGCCGGCCACGAUCGACGAUGGAUUCAGCGUGGGAACGGCCAUCAUCAUGCUUCUGGUGGAUGCUGUGAUCUACUUGGCGAUCGCUCUGUACGUGGAACAGGUCAUGCCGGGUCAGUUCGGAGUGGCCAAACCGUGGAACUUCUUGGUCAAGAAGGAAUUCUGGACCAAGAAGGGACCCAAGGUGGAGGAUGUUCCUCGAAGAGUACUUGAAAGACAGAAUUCAAGGUACUUCGAGGCGGAACCCAGCUCUACGAAUGCAGGUAUUCAAACGGUCAACCUACGUAAAGUAUUCAGCGGAAACAAGGUGGCGGUUGAAGGUUUGAACGUCAAGAUGUACGAGGAUCAGAUCACAGUCUUGCUUGGCCACAACGGAGCAGGUAAAACCACCACAAUGUCCAUGCUCACGGGAAUGUUUUCGCCUACUUCCGGAACUGCGUAUCUCAAUGGGCAUGACAUUCGAACGAAUAUUGAAGGAGUUCGACAAUCGAUGGGGCUGUGUCCUCAGCACAAUGUACUUUUUGACGAGAUGACCGUCUCAGAACAUCUGAGAUUCUUCGGUAGACUUAAAGGAGUUCCGAAGGUAUCUCUCGCUGAUGAAAUUGACAGGUAUUUAAAGAUGUUGGAGCUGUUGGACAAGAGGAACGCCCAAUCGCAAACGCUGUCCGGUGGUAUGAAGCGUAAGCUGGCAGUAGGAAUCGCACUUUGCGGAGGUUCCAAAGUCGUUCUGCUGGACGAACCGACCUCAGGAAUGGAUCCUUCGGCACGCAGAGCUCUUUGGGAUUUGCUCCAAAAGGAGAAAAAGAAUCGUACGAUGCUGCUGUCAACGCACUUCAUGGACGAAGCGGAUGUCCUGGGUGAUCGAAUCGCGAUCAUGGCGGACGGAGUCUUGAAGACGGUUGGGUCGCCGUUCUUCCUCAAAAAGACCUUCGGCGUUGGAUACCGCUUGAUUUGCGUGAAGGGACCAUAUUGCAACAGGGAUCUGUUGUGUCAGAUUUUGAGGAGCUACAUUCCGGAUGUACGAGUCGAAACUGAUAUUGGAUCGGAACUGUCGUUUGUGUUAAGGGAAAGCUACAUUGGAGUAUUCCAAAAAAUGCUGGAAGAGUUGGAGCGUCGAAUGACCGAAUGUGGAAUCACCAGUUUUGGAAUUUCUCUAACUACGAUGGAGGAGGUGUUUUUAAAAGCCGGAAGUGACACAUUAUUGGAUACAGAAAACUCAAACGGUACUGCAAUUGAUACGACUAAUCGAAACUAUUCGUUGAACAACAUGAACCUCUUGACGGGAAACGACCUGUUGUUCAGUCAAAUCAAGGGUCAAUUCUUGAAGAAGAUGCUAUCUUCGCUUCGCUCGUGGGGCACACUGAUUAUCCAGAAUGUGAUUCCCAUUUUCUUCGUUAUUAUGUCUUUUGUGAUUGUUCAAAGCAUUUCCAAAGACCAAGAUCUACCACCGUUGAAGAUAAGCAUGGAUUCCUACAAAGACACUGUGACUGUAUUGGAAGGUGAUUCGGCAGUGGAUACCAGAGUACAGGCCUAUCAGAACAUAUUUAAGGCCAUAGGUGGAUCACAUCGGCUGGAGAAGGUCCCUAAUACGGUGCCAGAGUUUAUCCUGGAGAAGUCCAAAACGGCAAUCUCCGAAGUCAACGUACGCUACCUAGUUGGAGCCACCCUCAACGAUACUGCUUACACCGGUUGGUUCAACAACAAAGGCUACCACACCGCUCCGUUAGCGUUAUCGCUGGUCUACAACGCCAUCAUGACCGCCGAGUGUCCAACUUGUGAAAUAACAGUCAUCAAUAAACCUCUCCCAUACCAGCUGAAGACUACACUAUCCAUCGUCAAUACCGGACUCAACGCCGGAUUCCAACUUGCUUUCAACACCGGGUUUGCCAUGGCCUUCGUCGCCGCUCUCUUCAUACUGUUCUACAUCCGCGAAAGAACCUCUCGUGCCAAACUGCUGCAAUACGUCAGCGGAACGAACAUCGCUCUCUACUGGGUCGUCGCCUUCAUCUGGGACUACCUCAUGUUCAUGGUGACCUGUCUGCUGUACAUUGCGACACUCGCCAUCUUCCAAGAAGAAGGUUGGUCGUCCUUCGAAGAGCUUGGCCGUGUAUUCCUCUUGCUGAUGCUGUUUGGAGUGGCGUUCCUUCCAACCACCUAUCUCUGCUCGUUCCUGUUCGCCGUUCCGGCCACCGGUUUCGUUGUAGUCAUGUUGAUCAACAUCGCUUCCGGUGCGAUAUUCUUCACCGCCGUCACCUUGCUCAAGUUCGAUGGCAUUGAUCUGGACGACAUUGGCAACGCUCUCGAGUGGGUCUUCAUGUUCUUCCCGAACUUUGUACUGACGCAUGGAUUGAACAACAUCAACCAGAUCACUAGUACUAACAUAUUCUGCAAGAAGCAGUGCGACGUUUUGGAAGGAUGUACAAUGGAAAACGUUUGCAAGUUGAAUGCACGGUGCUGCGUUCCAGAUGUGUUCUCCUUCGAAGAGCUCGGAAUCAAUCGCAACCUGCUGUUCCUUGCUUUCGUCGGAGCGUCAUCGUUUUGUGUGAUCCUGGCGUUGGAAUACCGUUUGCUACAUAGACUCAUCGAUCUUGUGUUCAAACGCAAGAAUCCUUGGACUCCUGCACCACUUGAUGAAGAUUCGGACGUUUCGGCUGAGAAGAAACGCGUUCAAGCAAUGUCUUCCAUCGAUCGUAACCAGUACAGCUUGGUGAUGAAGGACUUGACGAAGUACUACAAAAGCUUCCUAGCGGUGAACAACCUCUCGGUGGCGAUCGAUCGUUCAGAGUGCUUCGGACUGCUGGGAGUCAAUGGAGCUGGCAAGACCACAACGUUCAAGAUGAUGACCGGAGAUGAGAGCUUUUCAUCCGGAGAAGCGUGGGUUAAAGGUGUAAGCUUAACAACCAACAUGAGCACUGUUUAUCAGAAAAUUGGCUACUGCCCGCAAUUCGAUGCACUGCUAGACGAUCUUACAGGACGUGAAACGCUUAAGAUGUAUGCGCUGCUGCGAGGAGUUCGCCCCGUAGACGUCGGUAAUGUAUCGCUGACACUGGCGGAAGACCUGAAUUUCCUGAAGCACAUCGACAAGAAGACAAAGGAGUACAGCGGAGGAAACAAGCGAAAGUUGAGCACGGCUUUGGCCUUGAUGGGCAAUCCAUCGGUUGUGUAUCUGGAUGAACCGACGACCGGCAUGGACCCGGGAGCGAAGCGCCAGUUCUGGGACAUGAUCUGUAAAGUGAGGAGUUCGGGCAAAUCGAUCGUACUGACGUCGCACAGCAUGGAGGAAUGCGAAGCGUUGUGCACUCGGUUGGCAAUCAUGGUUAAUGGAGAGUUCAAGUGUUUAGGUUCAACUCAGCAUUUGAAGAACAAAUUCUCCAAGGGCUUCCUGUUGACCAUUAAGGUUAACAAGUCGGAGGACGUCCAGGAUCAGGAGCGAAGGACUGGCCUGGUGAAGUCAUUCGUGAUGAAUCAGUUUGGCGGAGCGGUAUUGAAGGAAGAGUACCAAGAUUCGCUGAGCUUCCACGUUCCGCAAUCUGAUCUCAAGUGGUCAGCUAUGUUCGGAUUGAUGGAGUCCAACAAGACUCGGUUGAAUAUUGAAGAUUACGCAUUGGGGCAGACCUCUUUGGAACAGGUGUUCCUGUUCUUCACGAAGUAUCAAAGGAUAGUCUGAGCAGCUGAUCCGUUUCAAAUUUAUAUACUUCACUUAUUUUUUAUUUAUUGGAGGAUUUAAUAUACAUGAAUCUUGUUGUUGUUAGUAUUAUA